This is a messenger RNA of Betta splendens (Siamese fighting fish), 1137 nucleotides long. RefSeq names its product ER membrane protein complex subunit 10 (gene emc10). The transcript has 8 exons. Gene Ontology annotation, cellular component: EMC complex. The record is from RefSeq and is a predicted model, not a curated record. NCBI's taxonomy places the organism in Eukaryota, Metazoa, Chordata, Actinopteri, Anabantiformes, Osphronemidae. Bases 56 to 820 code for a protein of 254 amino acids.
UUGAAAAUCACCGGAAGUUGAGAUGUUGUAGUAAUUUUGAAAUCUUCCGGUGCUCAUGUCUGUUAAAAUGACUCGGCUACUAUCAUUUAAAAUAGCAUUGAUCAGGUCUUUUUUGUUUUUCGUGUGCGUGGAGUUUGUUUGUUGUAACAACGGCAGGAAGGUUGGCGAUAAUGUGGACACCGAAUUCAGUGGUUUCUCCGUGCCCAUCGAACACUCAUUCGAAGUUGAUGAUGUAGCGAAGUUUCGGUUGCGUGGAUCAGUGGUGCUGAAGGCUGGAAGGGAAUCAAGCAUCUCACUGAGUCAGAAUCAGCUGUCAGAGGAAGACAGAAGCAAACUGAAGGAAGUGGCUGCAGUGAAUGGACUGUAUAGAAUCAGGGUGCCUCGUGUUUUCCUCCAGGCCGACAGGCAGACCGAGCGCCAGAUGGAGGGUUACCUCACAGCGUUCGUCAGAGCUUGUGCCAUGGUUGAGUCCCAUCUAAGUGACGUGAUCACCCUUCACACUGACGUCUCCGGCUACCUCAUUGGCGUCUCCAUAGUGACAUUGCCAGGAACCUGCAGGGGAACUGAAGUAGAGGAUGAAGUUGAUCUUGAGGUUUUUAACACCACACUCAGUGUCAUGGCUCCCGUCAAUGCACCAGGACCUGAGACGGCUUUCUUCCUUGAACGAAUGGAACAGGAAUCUGAGAAGAAAGCGAAAAAUCCACAAGAGCAGAAAUCUUUCUUUGCUAAAUAUUGGUAUUUGAUUCUGGGAGGUGCAAUCUUCCUCAUGGCCACCAAUUCGGCACAGUCCCCAGCAGGGGGAGGCAGAGAGCAGAGCUGAUCCCACUGAAUGGAUGUACAUCGUUCCUCUGGUUCUGUUCUUGAUGAUGUCUGGCGCUCAGGACCAGUCUGGAGGAGGAGCAGGUGGUGGAGCAGGCAAUGGGGGUGGCCGAUGAUGCCCUGAACCAGCAACUUGUUUUUGAGAACAUUUACUAAACAACAAUUCUCUAACUGUUAUUAAUUGCUGUAUAUAAUGCUAUUUAAAAUGAAAAAGUCUGUGGCACACACUGAAAUCUGUCCAAAAUAAAGGAGAUAAUGUGCACUGUAGAUUAUGGCAUUUUAAUACUAAUGUGAAAAUAAAGUAUUUAUUACUUGAAA